UUUCAAGUUUCUGCUCCGUGAUUGGCUGUCUUUGUCAUGUUGACCAAUAGGGUUAUUCUGCAGUGAUGUCAUGUUUUUGCCGCUAAAGUCGAAACCCUGUAACACCAGCAGACACUGAAGCAGAAGUAAAAGCGCUCGACAUCUGUCCUUCCAGACAGACAACAUGGGAAUUCAAGGCCUGUUGCAGUUUAUCAAAGAUGCCUCAGAGCCUAUCAAUGUGAAGAAAUACCGGGGACAGACAGUGGCGGUGGACACAUACUGCUGGCUCCAUAAGGGGGCAUUUUCAUGUGCAGAGAAACUUGCAAAAGGAGAACCUACCGAUCAGUAUGUGUCCUACUGUAUGAAGUUUGUGGAUAUGCUGCUUUCUUUUGGUGUAAAGCCAAUCUUGGUGUUUGACGGACGUAACUUGCCAUCCAAACAGGAAGUGGAGAAGUCCCGGCGAGAGCGUCGACAGGCAAAUCUGCAGAAAGGCAAACAGCUGCUGCGGGAGGGUAAGAUAUCAGAAGCCAGAGAAUGUUUUACCCGCAGUGUUAAUAUCACCCCAUCUAUGGCACAUGAUGUCAUUAAGACCGCCAGGAUGCGUGGAGUGGACUGUGUUGUUGCUCCGUAUGAAGCAGAUGCCCAGUUAGCUUUCCUAAACAAAUCUGGCAUUGCUCAGGCAGUGAUCACAGAGGACUCAGAUCUGCUGGCAUUUGGGUGUAAAAAGGUGAUUUUAAAGAUGGAUAAACAAGGUAAUGGACUGGAGAUUGAUCAAUGUCACCUGGGCCGUUGCAAGUCUCUUGGCAACAUCUUCACAGAGGAGAAGUUCCGUUACAUGUGCAUCCUCUCUGGAUGCGACUAUCUGCCAUCUCUAUAUGGCAUCGGUCUGGGAAAGGCAUGCAAGCUGCUCAGGAUGGCAAAUAACCCAGAUAUUCUGAAGGUGAUAAAGAAGAUGGGUCAGUACCUGAAGAUGGACAUCACUGUGCCAGAUGAGUACAUUGAGGGUUUCACAAAAGCCAACAACACAUUUUUGUAUCAGCUGAUCUUUGACCCCUUGAAGAGGAAGGUGGUUCCUUUGAACCCUUACCCGGAUCAUAUUGACCCCGGUUCCCUCAGCUAUGCUGGAACUAAUGUAGGAGAUGAGAAAGGGCUGGAAAUGGCUCUUGGGAAUAUGGACAUUAACACGAUGCAAAGGAUAGAUGACUUCAACCCUGACGCACCUUACACUCAGCCCUCUAAAGCUGCUCGCAGUAGUUCUUGGAAUGACAGAUGUGACAAAAAUGUCCCAUUGCAGAUGAGUAUUUGGAGCAAGAAGUUUGAACCAGGUAGCACCCGGCCAAAGAGUCCUACAACCCCCAAAAGACCCCCUCCUACCUGGGGCAAAGAGAAGAUCAUCAGCGUGCAGAGUCUAAAAAUGCCCCAAAGAGAAUCACAAGUGAAAAGACCCCGUGAAGAUACCAGCCUCUCUGUGGAUGACCUGUUAGGGCAGUAUUCAGCUGGUGUAAAGAGACGCUGUCCUGAAACUCCCCCCACCACUGAGCCGCUGACCAACGAUAACAUUGUUUCUAAGGAGAAGGGGUGUGGCAGCACAGUUGGACAGUGCCGCACUCGAAAUCGCUUUGCAACACUGUUGCAGUGGAGGAACCGAUCAGAAGAGGGCACUGGAGAGCAGGUCAUGCGCAGCAGGUUCUUCUGUCAUGGUGAAUCCAAUUUGGCAGAGGCACAGGAAGACGCAGUAAAACAAGAUUCACCUCAGCCUGCGAAGUCUCUAGAGACUUCUGUCUCACAGUCUGAAGGAAACACACAAGCAUUGUGUCAGGACCCUGACCCAGAGAGAGAGCAGGCCAAAGAUGAGUCGUCCAGUCCAUCUGCAUCUCCGGCUCACUCCUCCAGGCCUGCUAGUUUGGGUCUCGGGGCCUUUAGUUGGUCAGGAAGCACCAGAGAACUGAAUAAAUCUACUUCACAUCCACCCACCGUCACCACAGACAGACACCGUUCUUCCACACCUUCAGGGUUAACCACCCUGCAGCAGUUCCACAGAAAGAAGGGAAGCGUCUCCUGGGUAGGAUCAGGGCUUUCUCUAUCGUCCUCUCCUGUAGAGGGCACCGAGGAUGCAGAGAAAUCUCCUGGGUCUCCUCCGUCUCAAGAUAGUGCAUAUUUCUCUCAGUCUAGCAGCAUCUCUGCUGGUGUGGAGGACUCCCUAGUCACAGAGGACAACUCUGAUAAGGAAAAGGAGAGAGAUUCAGAUGGCUCCAACAGCCCAAGCAGUUCUCCCACAGACAAGCUGAAACCUGCUCUGAACAGAACAAAGGUUUCAGGGUUGUCUCGGAAACAGCCUUGUGGGCAGGGUAAAGGUGGUAAAAUCGAGACCUCCGCUCCUGCUAGGCCCAGCGGUCUGAGGAAGAAAGCUAGUGGGAAAAAGAAUGCUGUCAACAAUGAGAACAGUCCAGGCCUGCAGGCUACCAUCAGCGGCCUCUGGGGGGCCUUCAGCUUCAAGAAGGACAAUCCAAAGCUGAGCACUUGCAAGAAAGGAGAGCCGAUGUCUCCGGUCAGGGAGAAUGUGAUGACAGAACUGACUGAGGCAGAUCAAGAGAUUCUCAUCAUUGCAGAAUGAAGUGUCAUCUUUUCAAUCAAAUCAUUGUUUCUUUUAACAGUAACAGCCAGUCCUUCAAACAUACUGUGUAUGUUCAUAUUUUUGUAUGAUAAAUAAAAAUUUUAGUAUAAUGAAUUUUAUUUUAUUUCAAGUCAAUAAAGACAUGGUUCUCUCUUAGUAAUGUUUGUUUUCUGUUAUGUGUUCAGCUAUAAUUUAGUUCAUUUUGAUCCUGAGAACAAGCUAUGCAUGAAUUUGGCAUUAUGGUGUGAGAUCACUGAACCUGUGUAACCUAUAGAUACUGAAAAUGUAUAUGCUUUGAGAUUUGGAUUCCAAUU
Molecule: messenger RNA, 2907 nt
Organism: Onychostoma macrolepis
Lineage: Eukaryota; Metazoa; Chordata; Actinopteri; Cypriniformes; Cyprinidae
Gene: exo1
Product: exonuclease 1
Exons: 14
Coding region: 164-2593 (809 amino acids)
Biological process (GO): mismatch repair; DNA recombination
Cellular component (GO): nucleus
Molecular function (GO): 5'-flap endonuclease activity; protein binding; DNA binding
Source: RefSeq, a predicted model, not a curated record